Molecule: messenger RNA, 5838 nt
Organism: Apis cerana (Asiatic honeybee)
Lineage: Eukaryota; Metazoa; Arthropoda; Insecta; Hymenoptera; Apidae
Product: disintegrin and metalloproteinase domain-containing protein 10
Biological process (GO): Notch signaling pathway; membrane protein ectodomain proteolysis
Cellular component (GO): plasma membrane
Molecular function (GO): metalloendopeptidase activity
Source: RefSeq, a predicted model, not a curated record
CCCCUUUUCUAAUUCGAUAAUCGAAAUAGUGACGUGCGCGUCAUUGUACUAUCGAUAUCCGUUAAUCAUUAGAAACUUCAUUGCUCCUUGAGGUGUGUGAUUUUUUCGUUACAUAAUACGUGUAUAAUUUUUUCUAUGAGUGUAUAUUAUUUAUAAUUCGUCCAUUAUUAUUCGAUAAAAAAACGUAUUCUUUCUCGAAUGUAAUAAUUUAUUUCUAUAAUUGCAAUUUUUCAAGGGCUGAAUUAUUCGUUAUUCUUUAUCCAUUUAUUUGACGGUUAGAAUUUUGAUUAAUUCAUAUUAUGCAUUUCUAAGAUGGAAUUUGUGCUCGAUUAUUGUUUUAUUUCAAUGUAAUUUUUAUUUUAUUUUAUUUGAUACAUAUAUUUGAAAAUUUUUAUUUUCUUUUAUACGGAUUAUUACCCGAUUACCCGACCUAAAAGGCGGGAAAAAUUCCAAUAUGGAUGCCAUUGUUGUUUUUGAAGAAGUUUGAUAUUCCACUUGCAUACUGCACGCAUCGGCGGGAACAAGCGCGAAUCAACGUCGGCAUGGACGUUGAUCACCGGCGUCUCCUUUGAGCGGCGGGGGCCGCUUUAAUAACCAGUCAACCACGCGAACUAUUUCAUUAGACGGGCGGAGGGAUCCCGUCGGAGGGGGGCGAGGAAGGAUGGCCGAAGGUGGUCGCGUCGCGUGAUACGGAUCCACCGAGUUUAGGGGGAAGGCUCGCCUUUGACGCCGUUAUCCGGCGGGAAAGGAGGCAAAGGAUGUAGCAGCAAGUGUCCGCCGCAAGUUUAAUAAGCGUACCCUCGCUGUGUGACCAAGUACUCGCCACACAUGUACCGGAGUCGCUAUCGAUCUCGAGACAACGAUCGUUAUCCCCUUGGGGAUAAAGGAGGAGAGAGAGGAAUCCGAGGGAUGCGUCGGUCGAGAGACGUUUCGUUCUCGGGACGAGAAUUCGCAAUUACAAUGGAACGAAGAGGGGGGUGAAAAAUGCGAUACACGUAGAGUGUUUAAAACUCGAUAGGGGUGGGGUUAAAUGAGAUAGAAAGAGCGCAGGGAGGAUAAUAUGGGGUUCAGACGCGUCAGUUCGGAGAGAUCGUGCGAUCACGGGUGUGUCCAACUUUUUUUUCUCGUGAUUGGAAAGUGGUGAUGCAAAUGUGGAAUGACGACAGUCCUUUCGUCGUUGUGACAGUGACUUUUAACGGUACAUCCAACGCGUUGCCGGCCGCGAUGUCCGAGGGCGAAUCGAGUCAGUGGCGAGGGGGCGCCUCCUCGAAAUCUCGUGCAAUCUCCUAUUACUCUUUCCUGCCCCUCAUCUCGAGGAGGAAUUUACUUCCAAUCCGAGACGAACGGGACCAUGGUAUGCCGAAUACACGUGCACGACCCGUUCAACGAAAUAGAACCUGGACAAGGGAUUGACAGCCUCGCCUCCGUAAUAAGGAGUAAGAUAAUUUUCAAAUCCUCUCUUCUUCGUAUCCAACAACGCGAAGGCGAAAGAAACGUCUCUCCCUUUUCAAAGAACGAUGCAAUUCUAAUCCGGCGACUGCGUUUAAAAAAUUCGGAUUAACGGAGACUAUGAUACCGGUUUGAUAACUCAUGCCGUUCGGUUCAUCGUUUCUGGCAAGGGUUGGAUCCACGCGAGAGAGUAAUAUAUAUAUACAUAGCAGAGAACACAGAGAAGACAAGAGAGAGUGCGGGACGAGAAGAGGAAGAGGGUGAAGAAGAGAAGAACAACGGACUACUGCAACGUGGAAGUUGAAGAAGCGGAGGAGGGGAGGAGAAAGGACAAGCAGGGAAGUUUCCGUCUGUCCAAAGUGGAUGGGGGUGAAAAUGUUCGGAGUGUUGCUGGCAUGUGUCUGGCUGGUUGCCGGCUCCCCGUUACAUCCCUGGCCGCUAAUACCGCACAAAGCGAUCACUCAGGGAUCGUACAUCAGAUACUAUACAGCCGUCUGGUACGACACCGCGGCUCUAAAGGAACAUCGGAGCAGAAGUCGUCGUGACGCUUCAACUUCCGGCUAUCCGGCAGACGCGACGCUGAAUCUACGUCUUCACGCUCUCGACAGGGUGUUCAAGAUGAGGCUUAUCAGAGAUACGAGCUUAUUCCACGAAAAUGUCGUCUUCGAGGGAUCGAACGGCCGACAAAUCGCUUUCGACCCGAUGCAUGCCUACAGCGGAACCUUGGAGGACGACGAGAACUCGUCGGUGCACGGGAUGGUGACGGAGGAAGGUCUCUUCGACGGAACGAUCUCGACGGCAUCGGGCGAGAUCUACAUCGAGCCAACCAGCAGAUACGCUCCCCCCGUGUGCCAUCGGCAAGACGGCAAGGAUAAUGACACGACAGACGCCAUGCAUCACCAUACGAUCGCGUACCGUUCCGUGGACGUGAACAUUCCCCGCCGCAACGGAUAUCCGUGCGCGAGCGAGCUGUUGCGAGAGAACACGUUAAAUGAAUUAAGGACGAACGGGACGUGGAGUGGAUAUCUCGGGGGCACGGCGCGCCCGCUUUAUCAAUACGAGGGCAAGUCCCGUGCCAAGCCCGGCUUGUAUCCGAAAGACGUUAGGAAGAAGGACCCGAUGGCGAGCUCGCAUAAUUUAGAGGUGCUCGACAGAUUGUACAGGGAGCGAUAUUCGAGAGUGCUCCGCAAACGAACCUCGGUGGAUCCAAAGAAGACCACUUGUAUGUUAUAUCUACAAGCGGAUCACACGUUCUUCAAUCAUUACAAGUCGGAAGAGGCCAGCAUCGAGGUGAUGACUCGCCACGUGCAACGUGUCAACUCUAUAUAUAGGUAUACAGAUUUCAAUCAGGAUGGUCAACCGGACAAUAUUAGCUUCAUGAUAAAAAGGGUGAAAGUUCAUGGCGAAGAUGCCUUAAAUGAUCCAAGCUACAGGUUCACCGGUACUUAUGGGGUAGAAGAAUUCCUCGAGUUAUUCUCCGAGGAGGACUACGACGCGUUUUGUUUGUCGUACAUGUUCACGUAUCGUGACUUCGAGAAGGGAACUUUGGGCCUGGCGUGGACCGGCGAUCUGAAAAACGCGGGCGGAGUUUGCGAGAAAAACGGGCACUACAGAGGUAGCAUGAAAUCGCUGAACACAGGUAUAAUCACCCUCCUCAACUACGGCAAACACGUACCACCGACGGUUUCUCACGUCACCCUUGCUCACGAGAUCGGUCACAACUUCGGAUCCCCUCACGAUCCAGACGAGUGUUCACCAGGCGGGGAGGACGGGAAUUUUAUAAUGUUCGCAAGAGCCACCAGCGGGGAUAAACGAAACAACAAUCGAUUCAGCCCUUGCAGCCUGGUCUCCAUAAAUCCAGUUCUAAAUGCCAAAGCCCGCUCGUCCAAGGGAUGUUUUGCCGAGCCCCAAAACGCCAUCUGCGGGAACGGCGUGGUGGAAGAUGGCGAGGAAUGCGAUUGCGGAUGGGAGGAGGACUGCAACGACCCUUGUUGCCAUCCCCAACGGCUCCAUCACGCCCUUCACGAGCUACCUUGUCGUCUUGCCGAUGGUGCAGUGUGCAGCCCCAGUCAAGGUCCUUGCUGCACAUCCGGUUGCACCCUGCGCAACGGCGAUAAGUGCAGGGACGACAACGGUUGCAGAGACGCGAGCUUUUGCGACGGACGUAGCCCCCAGUGUCCGCCAUCCAUCAACAAGCCCAACAAGACCAUAUGCAACGAGGAAUACGUCUGCUACAUGGGGGAAUGUACCGGGAGCAUUUGCCUGGCUUACGGAUUGGAAUCCUGUCAGUGCAUCGCGGGACCCGACGAUCCCCCGACCAAAAGCUGCGAACUCUGCUGUAAAUUGGCAGGAGAGGAUCAACCAUGCCUAUCAUCGUUCGCAUGGAAUUCAGCGCCUUACGAUAUUCCUGACAUGCUGUCGAAACCAGGCACGCCAUGCAACGAUUACAAUGGCUAUUGCGACGUCUUCCAAAGAUGUCGAGAGGUGGAUCCCAGCGGACCGUUGGCAACUCUGAGAAGGCUACUCUUGUCGGACGCCAGCCUAGCAAGCUUCCAACGAUGGAUGAUCGAUCGCUGGUACAUCGUUGCAGCAAUUAUCCUCCUCUUACUUUUGAUCUUGGCGUUCCUGGCGUAUUUCCUGGCCAAACGACGGGACGACCGUGCAAGGAAAACUGGAGGCGAGGCGAGAAACACGGGAGGCGAGGAGGCGACGACGAGGGGGCGCUCGUCCGUGCGGAAGAUACGAUCUAUGGACAUUUGGUGGGUGAAAAGGAGGAUCGUCGAGGCUAUGAAGAGCAUCGCGUCUCCUCGUCUCUGGAAGAGGGAUGCCCCCUCGGGGGGUGGCACGUUCCUCGCAAGGAUUUCUCGACUGGUGGCCAGAGAUUCGGCGAGCAGCGCGUCGUCCGAGGAGGAGCAAUGCUCGAACGAGGUGGAGAAGUUGUGCAAGAAUGGCGGUGACAAAACGAGAGUGGGGAGGGUGAAAGGUGAAAAGGAGAGCGUGCAGAAGCGAAGGGAGAAAAGGGCAGUGGGGGAGGAGGAAGUGAACGUUUGGAGGCGAGUUUGCUCGCUGCUCGUUGGGAAUCGGGGCGCGCAUUCCUCUCCUGCGAGGAGAAAAUCGAGCAACAACAGUGAAUCGGCGCGCGGCCCCGGUUGGAGGAGGAGCGUUCAAGUGGAGAGGCUGUGCACAGGUUCUAAGGUGAUCGUGAAAUCUUGUAGGAGAAGUGACAGAUGCCAAACCGAACCUCUGGUGAUACCAGACACUCCGGAUACUCCUUGCGAGGUGUCAGAGAUGAGAUGUCAAACGUCGGAUUUGACCGUAUUGCUCUCCGAUAGUUAGUUUCCAAGAGAAAGAUCGCGUUCUGUGAAUACUCGCAAGUUCCUUCGUUAUAUUUUUGCUUGGGAAAAAAUAUCGUUCGAUAGGAUUCGGUGUUUGGGUUCGAACAUGAUGACAAACGAAAUUUUAUUCGUCGCUCGUUUACAGCUUUCGAUCGAUUAUUCGAUGAUUGUUCGUUAAUUGUUUUCGUUGAUCGUUGCUCGAUACUCGUUUUAAAAUUAAGAGGAUAUGGAAGCAAUGGAUUCGUUUAAUUACACGAAUUUUUAUUGCAAAUAAAAUUUAAUAUUUGAAUAUUUCCCAUCUUCGAUGCGACGUCUCUCUCUCUCUCUCGUGAUAAUAUUGUUUCUUUUGAAUCUUUUAUUUGAGAUUCAAAUUCAAUGUAUUAAUUAAAUUUUGAUGGAGCCAUAUAUUAUUCAUUUAUUAUUUGUCCAAACAACGAUGUUAAAUAUUUAAUUGCGUUAAAUAUUAAUUACGUCAAAUAUUAGUUUAUAUUUAAUAUUUCAUUUCGUUAAUUUAUGUAUUGUUAUUUAAUAUUUUAUAUUUUUCCGUUAAUUCAUCUAUUAUAAAUAUAUAUCAUUCGUUCGAUAACAAAUUUCAUAAUCAUAUGAAAAAUAAUUUUUCAAACUCAUGCAAAUAUAUCUCUGUCUUCUUGUAAUAUUCAUUUCAAUUUCGAAUGAUGUUACGUGUUUAACAUUCCCACGCAAAACAUUCAUCGAGUGGACUAUGUAAUUUUGUUUCAAAAAGACAAUACUUUUACGAUUAAUCAAAGAUAUCUAUAAAACUGCGAAAAAUAACAUUUUUGUGAAACUUUUGGUAUGUAAAUAUUGUACAGAAUCUUAUACCGCUGUCAUUGUAGACUACAUUUUAGAAUAAGAUAUGCGGCAAGGUUUGCGAAAUCGAAUGAAUUCUUGUAAUUCAUUUUAAACAGCUCUUCAAAGAUAGAAGCGGACCAAAGAUAGAUGGAAAAUUAUCCAACGCUGAACUUCGUAGACUCGUGUAUAUACAAGUGACCGAUUGUUAUUGUAUAAUAAAUCGUAUGUUAUCAUUCAUUAUUAA